Malania oleifera is the source of this 2170-nucleotide messenger RNA. RefSeq lists its product as uncharacterized. Gene Ontology annotation, biological process: ribosomal small subunit biogenesis; ribosomal small subunit export from nucleus. The record is from RefSeq and is a predicted model, not a curated record. The coding region runs from base 314 to 1933 and encodes 539 amino acids. Gene Ontology annotation, cellular component: nucleus; preribosome, small subunit precursor; cytosol. The transcript is spliced from 4 exons. Lineage: Eukaryota; Viridiplantae; Streptophyta; Magnoliopsida; Santalales; Ximeniaceae.
AUAAAUUUACUUCAUGAAAUUAUUGACACAAACCGUUCCCCUGAUGAAGAUAACGUCUAAAACCCUAGUGCCCAUAUCAACUUCUCUUCUUCAAGCCUAUAUUUGAGCAAAAACUGUUCGCGGAGAGAUCAGAUUCUUCUUCUUCUUCUUCUUCUUCUUCUUCUUCUUCCGGGAGAGUUCGUUUUGGAUUGAGUCCUGAUCUGGUCUCAUUGCUGGGGAGAGACAAGGGGCUGAGCUGGUCCUCCUCUUCAUCGUCUGCCUUUUCACAGUCUAGACACCCUUCAACGCAUACAUCCCUAUCAGUCUGCAGAACAUGGGUAGGAAGAAGAAAUUCAUCGACAAGAAGAAAUCCGCAACAUUUCAGCUCCUUGCCCGCGACUCUUCGGACCCCAAUUACGACGCCGGACCGGCCAGCGACCGGAUCUUCGUCAGGGUAGACAACAACCCUUACGCAGUCGACUCUUUCGACGAUGAAAACACCGACAAUGUCUCAGGCCAUGGCGCCGACGACCCUAGUUCGAUAUUCGCUGACGCAUCCGACGACAAAGACGAAGACGGAGAUUGGGCCUUUGGAGAGCCAAGUCAAUCGGUGCCACGAAAUGGGGUGCCGCGGCCGGGUUUGCCGGAUCAUGUGCGGAGGGAAAUUUUGGAGUUAGGGUUUCCAGAUGAUGGGUAUAACUACUUAGUUCACAUGAGAGAGAUCAAGAAUACUGGAGGUGGUUCAGCUUUUUAUCAUAACAGCAAGGCGAAGCUGGAUCAGCUUCCGCAUGAUGUUAAGGCAUACGAUGCUUCUAGAGUACAUAUUAGGGAAGUGAAUGAUGAACCAGUUGAUAAGUCAAUUUACAAUGUUGCUGCAAAAACUGUUGGUGUGAGAGUCCAGAAAGCAGCUGAUCCUGAGGUGGCUGCGUUGCUGGAUGAUAGUGAUUUGUCACGGUUUGGCUCUGAUUUUGAGGAAUUGGAAGAGGAUUUUCUCAUCCAGGCAAAUCUUCCUGAUGAAGGGGAAGAUGUGGUUAUAGAUAAGAAGUUGAAUUUGGUUGAGAAACCUGAGGUCUUGAAAGAGGAAAACAAUGAAGCUGAUGACCAUCCGAGCAAUCUGGUUGAAAGCAGUGGAUAUGACAUUUCAGAAUCAGUAGAUGCGUGCGAUGAGAAGACCAGAGUUCGGAACCUUUUGGAUGAGCAGUUUGAUUUGCUAGUACUGAAUGAAUAUGGCACGGAUAGUGAGGAUGAUUAUGGUGGUUCGCUAGCUGAAGAACAUGCAUCCCUUGCACAGAAGCUCAGUGAUACCCUCAAGGACCAUGUGAUGGAUGACUUGGAACUUGAAGACAAAUAUAAAUCUCCUGCAGAUGUAUUGCGUUGCAAUGGGAAGCUAGAAAAUACAGAAUUACUGGACUCUGCUGCUGAUGUGAUUAAACGAUGUGCUGAAUAUGCUGAAAGGUAUGAAAUUGAAGAUGAAGAUGAAGAUAAAAGCAUGGUGUUUCUACAGGAAAGUAGCAGUGAAUCAGAAGAUUGGGACUGUGAGACCAUCAUAUCUACAUAUUCAAAUCUUGAUAACCACCCUGGGAAAAUCGAUGCUCCAGAAAUAACCAGAAAGAAGAAGCUGGCUGAAACUUUUUCUAAAGCUUUGAGUACCACCAUUCCUGUGAUAACCCUUCGAGGAAAAGAGAAGCUUCCUGUAGACUUCUUGCCUGGUGCUAGAAAAGCUACUAAAGAGAAGGUGAAAGGUCUCAAUAGCUUGAGUACUGAGCCUCUGAAAGGGAGACAAAAUGGACAGGAGACAAAGGAGGAAAAGAAAGAGCGGAAGGCCGCCGUGAAGGAGGAACGACGUGAGGCACGGCGUAUGAAAAAGGAAAUGAAGGGUCUGUACAGGUUCGAAGCCAAGCGUGCUCAGAAAGCUGCUGCUGUAUCUGCUCCAUCUUCCAUUCAUCUUAUGUAAGAAUUUUUAGCUAUAGCAACUUUGUGUGAUUGGAACUGAUGUAUCAAUUAAGAUUAGAUGGCUUCCCUUCGUUCUUUCAUUUUUAUUUUUUAUUUUAUUUCACGUUUUUCCCCUUUUAAUAAUAUAUUCAUGGUGGUAAUUUUUUAAUCUAUGUUUUUAGGAACUUGUAACUGAAAACUUAAAAUAAUUAUGCCAUGUUUGGCAUGUAGGAUUGGAAUGCCCAUUCCAUUAUUUUAA